CCUAUUUUCUUGGUUUUUUUCUGUAGAAAAUUUUCAAUCCUAUCUCCUGCCCAUUUAAAGUUGGGAUUGCAGAUGGGUUAAUAAUUGAAUGGAUAGCAAAGCAGGGCUUCACUGCUUGGUGCUUAUCCUAGGAAAUAUGGGUUUCACAUCGCCUUAAUAACAAAGAUAUUCUCACUACCAAUCCCAACCCUCCCUUCUUUCUCUUUAUUCUCGGUUGGCUUGGGGCAGAUCCCUGCCAACUUCCCCAUAAUUUUCUUGCUCUCGGUUGAAGAGUGAUUUAAAAAUUGAAGAUGGUUCCUCCCAGGCAAGUCUAGGUGUCAUGCUGAAGUUACUGUCCUGCAUGAGUUAAUCUGGAACGUGUAAGCUCAUUUGAUUAUGUUACAUCCUUUGGGUUUCGUAUUUACAAUUUUGCUUUAAUCUGUAAGACAUACGAGUUCUCUGACAAUAACUCAAGUUGGCACAGUGAUAGAGUCUGCAUCAGACUUCUUCUCUAGUAAACUUACAAAAGAAGUAAAGGCAUGCCUUGUGGAUGAGCUGCUUUCUUGGGAGGUAUAGUCGCAAGGCAUCAGACAAAGUAACCAAAGAUAUAAUAUGAGCUCGCUCCAACUCCUUCAAGCCUCCCCACCCUCUCUAAGCUCUGCCAAGGCUCACAAAUUGCCAUUAUAUGGCCUUGAUUCAUGUUCAACCAUGGCCGAGCUCAAGCAGUAUCAUUCCCAAAUCAUCCGACUUGGCCUUUCAGCAGAUAAUGAUGCAAUGGGCAGAGUGAUAAAGUUCUGUGCUAUCUCCAAAUCAGGUGAUUUAAACUAUGCUCUCGAAGUGUUUGAUAAAAUUCCUCACCCUGAUGCAUACAUUUACAAUACCAUCUUUCGAGGUUACUUGCGGUGGCAGCUUGCCAGAAACUGCAUUUUCAUGUACUCCCGAAUGUUACAUAAAUCUGUCUCACCCAACAAAUUCACCUACCCUCCUCUGAUAAGAGCUUGUUGCAUUGAUUACGCUAUUGAAGAAGGGAAGCAAAUACAUGCACAUGUUUUAAAAUUCGGGUUUGGUGCUGAUGGGUUUUCUUUGAAUAAUUUGAUCCAUAUGUAUGUGAAUUUUCAAUCUUUGGAGCAAGCAAGGAGGGUUUUUGAUAAUAUGCCUCAGCGGGAUGUUGUCUCCUGGACCAGUUUAAUUACGGGGUAUUCGCAAUGGGGUUUUGUCGAUAAAGCUCGUGAAGUUUUUGAAUUGAUGCCUGAGAGAAAUUCUGUUUCUUGGAAUGCCAUGAUUGCUGCUUAUGUCCAGAGUAACCGUUUGCAUGAGGCAUUUGCUCUUUUUGAUAGAAUGAGAUUGGAAAAUGUGGUAUUGGAUAAAUUUGUAGCAGCAAGUAUGUUAUCAGCCUGUACUGGAUUAGGAGCCUUGGAGCAAGGGAAGUGGAUACAUGGAUAUAUUGAGAAGAGUGGGAUUGAAUUGGACUCAAAACUUGCUACAACAGUUAUUGACAUGUACUGCAAAUGUGGUUGCUUGGAAAAGGCCUCCGAAGUCUUUAAUGAGUUGCCCCAAAAAGGAAUUUCUUCUUGGAAUUGUAUGAUUGGUGGGCUGGCAAUGCAUGGAAAAGGCGAGGCUGCCAUUGAGCUUUUUAAGGAGAUGGAGAGGGAGAUGGUAGCCCCUGAUGGCAUCACUUUUGUGAAUGUCCUCAGUGCAUGCGCUCAUUCAGGAUUAGUUGAAGAGGGGAAACAUUACUUUCAAUAUAUGACUGAAGUUCUUGGUCUUAAGCCUGGUAUGGAGCAUUUUGGAUGCAUGGUUGACUUGCUUGGAAGAGCUGGACUGCUGGAGGAGGCAAGAAAGCUCAUAAAUGAGAUGCCUGUGAAUCCUGAUGCAGGUGUAUUAGGUGCUCUUGUUGGUGCUUGUAGAAUCCAUGGAAACACUGAAUUGGGUGAGCAAAUAGGAAAGAAAGUAAUUGAACUAGAGCCUCAUAACAGUGGCCGCUAUGUUUUAUUAGCUAAUUUGUAUGCCAGUGCUGGUCGAUGGGAAGAUGUUGCUAAGGUGAGAAAAUUGAUGAAUGACAGAGGAGUGAAGAAGGCUCCUGGUUUUUCCAUGAUUGAAUCAGAAAGUGGUGUAGAUGAAUUCAUUGCUGGAGGAAGGGCUCACCCACAAGCUAAAGAGAUAUAUGCCAAACUUGACGAGAUAUUAGAAACUAUAAGAUCUAUUGGUUAUGUGCCUGACACUGAUGGGGUAUUGCAUGAUAUUGACGAGGAGGAAAAGGAGAACCCCUUAUACUACCACAGCGAGAAACUUGCAAUUGCCUUUGGGUUGUUGAAGACUAAGCCUGGGGAAACUCUUCGCAUCUCUAAGAAUUUGCGGAUAUGUAGAGAUUGUCACCAAGCAAGUAAGCUUAUCUCAAAAGUUUAUGAUCGUGAAAUAAUUAUAAGGGACAGGAACAGAUUCCACCAUUUUAGAAUGGGAGGGUGUUCUUGUAAGGAUUACUGGUGAGCCUUUAUGCUUGGGAACAUAGAUAGUGGAGGUCUUAAUCCGUUUAAACAGCAUCUAGCUAGACUAGCUUGGUGAAGUAGCACCUUGUCAAAAACUCCUGAGGAAGUAUUAUCUUAAAACAAAAGAGAAUAUGAAACAGUGUCAUAUUCAGAGGAAGCUCAGACAGAGAAUGAGCAAGAUGAUGGUAUGGUACAUCAUAUGAGCAAGAUAAGAUAAUUGGUAAUAAAAGAUUGAGAGGAAGGACUUGAGGGGAACUUCAAUUAGUCAUUCUGAACUAUUAUUUAAGAGAUCAAGAUUGGUUCUGUUGCUCUGAAGACACUAAAGACUUGGACCCCCAACUUUACAAACAAAAAUAAAUUCUUUAAUGUUGCUAGAGGUACCUCUACAUGCAGCAAAAUCCCUCUUACCUCCAUAAAAUGGAGUUGGUUGGUCAAUAUGGGCAGGGUGUGGGAGUAGGCCAUCUGAGCCAAGAGAUAAUGUGGUUGCUUUCCACACAAAAGCGUGUAACCAUUACAAUAAAUCUAGUUGAGCAUAAGGCUUCCUGGGAAAUAACUGGUCAUUCUGUUAAGGCACAUAGUUGUGGGGACACAGCAUCGCUCUGUAACCAGUAUUUUGGUUCCAUUUCUUCUUCGGUUGAUCCUGUACAAGAUGUACCAACUUGUUAAAAGGUUGCUGGAUAAAGUGUUGGAAGGGAUGGGUGAGGAAAAUUUUAGUGCAGGUGAUCUCUGAGAAUUCUACUAGUUUGGGAGGCUGCUUGAAGAGAAGAAGAGUUUGUUCUGGCUUCACCUUCAAUAUCAUACCUUUAAUUUCAGAAAAAUUCUACCAUACCAAGGAGGUAUCAUAUCAAUAAUUCGCUUGAACAGUGGUUUUGAGUGUUAAAGACUGACCCUUAAUUUCAUUUUGAUUACCUGAAUCAUUUCCUCUUAAGAAUUUGAUUCAAAAAUAAGGUAGGUGCAGUGUACUUUUUACUAAGUUCAACCUAAGCUCUACUGAGUUUAAGUGAUGGAAUGGAAGCUCAUUCUUGAGUGAUGUUAA
Messenger RNA from Vitis vinifera (wine grape), 3501 nucleotides. Its product is annotated as pentatricopeptide repeat-containing protein At5g66520. Lineage: Eukaryota; Viridiplantae; Streptophyta; Magnoliopsida; Vitales; Vitaceae. Gene Ontology annotation, biological process: RNA modification. Bases 592 to 2466 code for a protein of 624 amino acids. The transcript has 4 exons. The record is from RefSeq and is a predicted model, not a curated record. Gene Ontology annotation, molecular function: RNA binding; zinc ion binding; protein binding.